Brassicogethes aeneus is the source of this 3142-nucleotide messenger RNA. NCBI's taxonomy places the organism in Eukaryota, Metazoa, Arthropoda, Insecta, Coleoptera, Nitidulidae. The record is from the annotation of a GenBank genome assembly.
AUGACAAAUGGUAUUUUAGAUCAAAUACUCAAUCCUACGUCAUCCUAUUUCGAACCGACCUUCGAAAAUUUUGCUAAUCAAAUACCUGAACCUCAGGAAAAUUUCAAUAAUUACACAUUUCAACCACCAGUUCAGGAAAUCGAUUUAAAUCAACAGCCACCUCAGCAGCAACAAUCAAAUUUUUCCGUGUUCUCGAACAUUGCGGGGGCUUUUUCGAAAAUUGCAGGAAACGCGAACCAAAUUCCUGAAGAGGAUGUUAUUGUACCACCCCCAGCAGGAAUCGAGAGUUUGAUAAGUCAGGAAGUUGCGAAUGCUCCUCCUGUACCACUUUUUCCAGCCAACACAACAAGUAUUAUAACACCUGUACAGCCUACAACCAAUCAAGGUGACUUCUUACUUCUAAGAAUGGAUAUGUCUCCGACUGAUGUUGCCAGAGCCAUUUAUUUCAUUCAGGAUGGACGGUCACAGUAUUACGUGGCAAGUGUUUUAAACGUCACAAGAAGUAAAGUACAAAGGGCAACAUCAGUCGGAGACAUUUUUAAAAGUUCUGUAAAUAACUUCAGAAGGGCCACAGGCUUAAAGAGACCAACAUACGCCAAACCCCCGGAGUUGACAAGCCCUGCGCAACCCCCGCAAACAAACGUUUACACUCCCCCUCAACCUCCUGUCGCUUACUUCCAACCUCAACCUCCUCCAUCAAUAUCGCCAGCUGGGUCUUCGAGCUCGUAUCAAGACACCUCAGUGCCAUACCAAUUCAAACCAAUCGCACCAACGCCAAGCAUUCCAUCGCCGAUCUCGCAACCAACAACGCAAAAAUUUCCCUACACGAACAGCUUCGACAAUUUUUCGAGCCCCGUAAUGUCGGCCAUCCCUGCCAGCGAGAUGCAAUCGAAUCAGGCGCCGAUUUAUGCUCAGGGUGCUGAGAAUUACGCGCCACCUGCCGGCCAAAUUUACCGGCCAGUCUAUCAGCAUUGGUUCUACAAAAAAGAGAUUGAAGGGAAGAUCAUUUGGAAGCCUUUUUCCAUGGUCGAUUCACUUGCAUUGGAAAGCGCAUUUACUUCAAACGACUUGGAUCCAGAAAAAUUCAUUGCCACAGACGGCGGAAGAUUCGACGUUAACAUUCUAAGAAGACAGAGAAAGCCCGUGUAUUGGAAAGGCGAGCCCAGUGUAGUCCAACGUUGCUCUUGGUUCCACAAAGGCCAAACGGACGGCCGUUUUAUACCGUAUGACGAAAACGUCGCCACAAAAUUGGAGGAAGAGUUUAAAAUAGCAUUCGAGCAAAAUCAGUGGCAUCGCAAAGUCGAGUUGUCCGAUGGGGAGACCGUUGUAUUCCACGCACCGGACGUUUUGGUUUUGUUCCCGCCAACGCAAGCGCCUGACGCCUGGGGCAAUACGCAGACGCAGUCAAGAGCAAGACUUGUCAAAAGAGGCAUGGACGAGUUUGAUAUCGAUGAGGGAGAACCCGCUACAGUCGAUCAUGUUUUGUUUAUGGUGCACGGCAUUGGGUCGGUUUGCGAUCUUAAAUUCAGAACUGUAGAGGAAGUCGUUGACGAAUUCCGAAGCAUUGCCUUGCAAUUGGUGCAAUCUCACUACAAAUCAUCAUGUGAAAGAGGCAUUUCAAACAAAGUGGAAGUUCUUCCAAUCAGCUGGCAUGAUCGACUUCACUCUGAAGAGACCGGCAUCGAUAAACAAUUGAAAAACAUAACCCUGGAUAGCAUACCAAGGCUGCGUGACUUCACAAACGACACGCUCCUUGAUAUUCUAUUUUAUACAAGCCCUAUUUAUUGCCAAACAAUUAUAUCCACCGUCGGUAACGAGUUGAAUAGAGUCUACAACCUAUUCAAGCAAAGAAAUCCGUCGUUCAAGGGCGGCAUCUCAUUGGGCGGACAUAGUUUGGGUUCCUUGAUCCUCUUCGAUUUGCUGGGGCAUCAAAAAUCGCUGGAACCGGAGGUGGAGAAUCCAGAGGAAAUCCCUGGAGAUGAAGAUGUGGUUCCACCUUUGAAACCAUCGCCAGCUCAGAGGAAAAUGAGCCGACGAAUUAGUUAUAUGAUGGGGGCUAUUGGUACAGGUCAACCACAAAUACAUUACCCUCAAUUGGACUUCCAUCCAAAAGCCUUUUUCGCCUUGGGCUCACCCAUCGGAAUGUUCGUUACGAUAAGAGGUUUGGAUACUUUGGGGGUGCAGUUCUCUUUACCCACAUGCCCAGCUUUUUUCAAUAUUUUCCAUCCUUAUGAUCCAGUGGCUUACAGAGUGGAGUCUUUAGUGAAUCCUGACUUGUCCACAUUGAAACCUGUAUUAAUACCACAUCACAAAGGCCGCAAAAGAAUGCAUUUGGAAUUGAAGGAAACCAUGGCAAAAGUUGGGGCGGAUUUAAAACAAAAAGUUAUUGAAUCAAUGAAAAGUACUUGGAACUCUGUGUACCAACUAGCUAUGUUCCACAGGGCAGAUCAACCAGCUUCUUUGGAGGAAGAAGUAAAUAAGGCUUUCGAGGAACAAUUACAAGUAAACGAAGAACAGGAAGAAGAGUUACCACAAGAAAUAACAAAAUUACCUCUAGGUCAGUUAAAUAAUGGCAGAAGAAUUGAUUAUGUUCUCCAAGAAGCCCCCUUUGAGUUUAUAAACGAGUAUAUCUUCGCAUUAACCUCCCAUGUGGGUUAUUGGGAGUCAGAAGACACCAUCCUUCUCAUGCUGAAGGAAAUAUACACAUCCAUGGGGGUUACCACUGAUAGCCAAAUACCCCAACAAACAAUGACAAUAGAAAGACCUCCUCCAUCACCAAGAUCAAGCCCCAAAGCACAAGCUCAAACACAAUCAGGCAUGGACCCCACACAACCUAUUCAAGGUAGUAUUAAACUAGGGCCUCCACCCACUGCAGGUUUCAUGAGAAAAACAUAGUAUAUGCUGUUCGAAUGGCUGUACAAACCAGUAGCGCAACGAUACGCCCCUUAUUUACUAAGAACAUCAAAAGUAAGAAAAAAAAGGUACUAUGCUAAAUAAAGAUUUUAUAAAAAAGCCUUUUAUUGGGCUGUGAGUCAGAUUAGAUGAAUAUUUUUUUAUAUUUUAAUGUUUUAUUAUUUAUGAGUUUAACUGUAAGUUAUACAUAUUUAUAUUAUUGUUUUUUGUUAAUAAAAUAUUAUAAACA